AUGCAGCAGCAGGCAAUGGAGCUCUUCUCCGCUUUCCAUCCAUUAGCCCAACUCACGCUCACGUUCCCUCUUCCUUCCCCCGUGUGCUUUCCCCCUGCCCCGCUUCCCCCUGCGCUCUCCACAUUCCCCGCGCGCGCGCAGACCCAUCUGCGCAUGGACGGCGCAAUGCAGCAGCAGGCAAUGGAGCUCUUCUCCGCCUGCUACGCGCUCCUCGCGCCCUCCCUCGCUUCCUUCGGCGCCCCCGAGUCCCCGGACGACAGCGAGCGCGCCUGGAGCGCGUGUGUGCUGUUUGUGGUGCGGAAGCUGGGCCCCGCGAAAGCAGCCGAGGAGGCGGCCGCCAGAGCAGGACAAAUCGUGCCACCCGGAUCCUCACGGUCCCAGUGGCCCUGGUUCACCCUGUCUGAGCUGCUGCGCGCCACCAAGCUGACAGUGGUGGAUUUCUUCAAGGAGAUCGCCAACUUCCUGCCACGUGUCAGCCCUGUGAUGCAGGCGGCGUAUGGGGACUUGUGGGAGCAGAGGCUCGAGGUGAAGGAGCUUCAAGCCAACUUCGUUCAUGCAAUCGUGCUCUUCAACCACUACAAGAAGGUGUUUGCAGAGCUUUUCAUCAGCUCCCCGCCUCCGUCCCUCCCUUCGGGCGCACCUCCUCCCGCUGCUGCCGCUGCUGCGGCCUCCCAGUUCUCCCGCGAGAUGCGCUUCGGCUGGCUGCUGUUCCUCUCCAUCAAGGCGCACCUUCUCAGAAGGUUCCCGGAUCUUGUCACUGCAACAAACGCGAUGCUUUGCACGCUGGUGGUGCUGAUAGUCCACGUUCCUCCGUCGCUCCGCCGGUUCUCCUUCUCAGACCCUGUCAGAUUUUCGCGCCGAGCGGGGCGAGAGCGUCUGGUAGAUGUGGUGGGGUCCCUCUGUGCGAGCUACAAGGCAGCCGAGGGGGAAGUCUCAGCCCUCCUGGAGCGCACCCAGCAGCUCAUGGCGCGCUGCCUCGCCCGCCAGGCAUCCUUAGCAACCUGCGAGCAGCACGACGCGGGGGAGGUGUGCCCGGACAGGCUGUUUCUGUUCGAGGGGUUGCUGCAGGACGCAGCGGCGCUGCCGAGUGUGGAUCUGGUGGAGGGGGCGUACCAGGAGGCGUAUGUGGAGGCGGGGGACAGGGCGCUGGAUGAAAGGAUGUUUCUGUUGGGGGAUGGGCAGGUCAUUGGGGCUGUUUCUCAGCUCACUGCUGCUACAAGUGUUGGCGCUGCCAAGGUGAGCGGUACUGAUUGUGUGGAUCUGGUGGAGGGGGCGUACCAGGAGGCGUAUGUGGAGGUGGGGGACAGGGCGCUGGAUGAAAGGAUGUUUCUGUCGGGCGAUGGGCAGGUCAUUGGGGCUGUUUCUCAGCUCACUGCUACUACAAGUGUUGGCGCUGCCAAGCGGUACCAGCUGCCGAGUGUGGAUCUGGUGGAGGGGGCGUACCAGGAGGCGUAUGUGGAGGCGGGGGAUAGGGCGCUGGACGAGAGGAUGUUUCUGUCGGGCGAUGGGCAGGUCAUAGGGGCUGUUUCUCAGCUCACUGCUGCCACUUCCGUUGCUGCCGCCAAGAACCUCACUCCACUCCUCGAUAACGACCGGUUUCACCGCGCGCUCCUCGCCUGCUCGGCCGAGCUAGUGCUAGCGAGUCACAAGGCGACCGCUCACACCUUCCCUGCUGUGCUCGCCCCGGCGGGGGUGUCGGCGUUUGAUAUGGAUAAGGUUAUGGAGGGUUUUGUGCGGUAUGAGGAGGGGCUACCUGGGGAGCUGAAGCGGCAUCUGAACGCGUGUGAUGAGCGGAUUCUGGAGAGUUUGGCCUGGGAGAAGGGGUCGAGCCUGUAUGUGACUGUGGUUGCUGCGAGACGGCAUUUGCUGGCGGAAGUGAAGAGGCUGCAGCUGCUGCCGGAAGGGGAGGAGGGGUUGGUGGGAAAGCUGGUGGGGAGAGGAGCGGGAGGGAAGGGGAGUGGCGGGGAUGGGGAGAAGGGGGAUGGCACUCCGGAGAAGGAAAAUGAUGAAGGUGAGUGGUUUGUGCUUACCCCACCAUUGCACCCCGCUCAUGCGUCCCAGCAGCCUCCCCAUCAGCCCAUGCCUCCUUCCCCGAAUUCUCGCCCAUGA
Molecule: messenger RNA, 2109 nt
Organism: Closterium sp. Yama58-4
Lineage: Eukaryota; Viridiplantae; Streptophyta; Zygnematophyceae; Desmidiales; Closteriaceae
Source: the annotation of a GenBank genome assembly